Sycon ciliatum is the source of this 5094-nucleotide messenger RNA. RefSeq lists its product as uncharacterized. Bases 243 to 4043 code for a protein of 1266 amino acids. Lineage: Eukaryota; Metazoa; Porifera; Calcarea; Leucosolenida; Sycettidae. The transcript has 2 exons. Gene Ontology annotation, molecular function: ATP binding; protein kinase activity; protein binding. Gene Ontology annotation, biological process: signal transduction; protein phosphorylation. Gene Ontology annotation, cellular component: cytoplasm. The record is from RefSeq and is a predicted model, not a curated record.
AGCUGAAAGCAGCGCCAAGGCUCAUGCGGCACCUGCGACCCUCGGAUGAGUUUUUGGACUUACAGACUGUGCACGAUGUGGAAAUGGAAGCUCCACUAUUUUGACUACUAGCUAGUAGUGGGCUUGAAGUUUUUGGCUACGACUGCACAUGUAUUUAACACGGUACGCUGAAAGCCAGGGAGUUACUGUAACUCAAGUAAUUAGUGCACUCUUUCUCCUCUCCCUGCUUGCAAGUUGACGUGAUGACGAUAGGUGCAGCUAGAGUCAUGGAAGGGAGUAGGCACAACCAGAUCAGAUAUUAUUUGGUCGUCGCCAUCUUCCUUUCAGUCUUCAACUGGGCUGUUUUGGCCAACCCACACCAAGGUGAUCCGCUGAAAUACGUCACAGCUUUCCCAAUUAAACCUGUUACUCCGAACAUGUACUUUGGCCGGCCCAACACCGCACCGAAACUUCUCAACGAGGCCGUCAUGUUCCGAGAAAACAACCGAAGCAAGUUCACUCUCCAUCUCAUGUACAUCGUCAAAAAGGUAUCUAAUAUAUCAACGUACUUGGAUGUUGCAGUGUACGACAUAAGUUAUAUGCGAGGUCAAACCUGGCGAUUGUUUGAGCGUGAAAUUAACCUGGUUUCAACAAUAGGACCGAGGUGUUCCUCUUCGCCGUUCAGUAUACCGAGCAUAGCUGUGUCUCCAUCCAAGCAUCAGGUAAUUCUACACGGUUUUGGUCCUGGUGAAUGUGCCAACCUGCUUCUGGUGUACCAGGACAGAAAGACCAGAGUCAUUGGAGCGGACCAGACACCAGGGAAAAACCACAUCGGCAAUUUUGGAUCUGUUCUAAUCACCAUUCCCGUGCCAAGUCUGCUGGUAAGAAAGUUAAACCUGUCGGCAUCCACGUUCUACCUCAUAUCCUUGGGGGGAUGUUCGUGGGAAGUCUUUGUUCGAUCCAAGGGGCUUUGCGCACAAUCGUCUAGUAGCUUGCAUCGUCUUCUUGUACAGGAUUAUGUGGCCGGGGAGUGGGAAUUUGUUCAGACGAGCGGAAUCAAGAAACCGAAAGGUUCACUUUUCACCGGACUCUACCCUGAUGACGAUAAUUUAAUACUGAUUUUCGGCGGGAUAAGUCAAUAUGCAAGCCCUAAAGCAAACACCAGCCUAUUCACCAUGGUUAUCCAGAGAUUCGACGUUUUCACGUCAACUUGGAUCCAGCUGAAAACCAAUACCAUACAUUAUGACUUGUCAGGACCGAGCGAAUAUGUCAAACGUAUAGAGAGCGUAUCGUAUGUACGGGCAUCACGAAGGUGGGUGACCAUAUAUUGGUCUUGGUCACGUUUAUUGAUUUCUUGCAGUAUUGGGGAAACGGCAGUAAACUGCGCAAGGCCCUUUACUCCACAAUCCUCCUUAUUCUUCUCUAUUGGUGACACCUUCCAACUGUCGUUCGGACAGGGAAAUGUAUUCCUUGUGAGGAAAAAUUCCGGGAUCAUAAAGACCAUCAUUUCAGAAGUCUAUGAAGCAAACAAAACCAUUCAACGGUUGGAUUUUGUUGACAUAAAAGCACAAAUGCCACAGCAUUUUCCUGGUUUUGCAACUACCAGCGCUGCCACGACGCCAGCCAUUCUGGUUCUCACCAGCACAGUUCGGACACGGACUUAUGUGUUUUUUGGAUCCGCUGGGAACACCGCGCUAUUUUCCGCGAUGUCUACGUGGAUCUUAGAAACACGAUCGGGAACGACGGGCUUUAGGUACACUCUCUUUCACCCAAGGCCUGGGCCUGAUAUUCCUCAACGCAUCUUCCAUACUGUUACCUUAAUGACAAACAGCACCGCCAUAUUGUACGGUGGUUCAAGUGUAGGUGUGCUCAGUUUUCGUGUUGAGAUGGAUCCUUAUCCCUGGUGCUUUAACCUUCAGCAACACUUCUGGACUAAAGCUACUUUCACCACUGGCAACGUUCCCACUGCCAGAGCGCGACACGUCUCAUACCGAUACAACACAACUGCCAUGAUUAUACACGGUGGCGUACAUGUACAUGUAGAACAGACAAGCUCAGUACAUCACGACAGGAUCCUAGGUGAUUUAUGGGUGUUCAUCGUUGAUGAUGAAGAUCAAUGUCAAGGCCGAUGGCACAACCUCACAGCUCAUGUCAAGAAAGGACAUCUCCCAAGACAAUACAGUCACACUGCCACACCUACAGAUGGCGGAGUUAUUCUAUAUGGGGGAGCAUAUCCAACAUCUCCUGUGCUCAGACCUUCUGUGCUCACGUUCCUUUGUAUACGAUCACUGAGCGAAGUGCUGGUCCACGAUAUCCUCAUUAGUCCAAGCAUCCCUACUCGUAUUGGUCACAGUCUGUCGUAUUUCAACUCUGAUUUGAUCUUACUAGGCGGUGAGCAACAUGAAGGUCGUGGUCCAAGGGUGACAACAGCUAAAUGGGCAUUACUGAUAUCUUUCCGAACAAAUGUCACUUCUACGGUGGCUACUUGGACUAGAUUCUUCCAAUCCAUAAUAUCGGGUCAUACUGUACUGGGUGAUACGGUAUUCGGUGGCGAUGUAAUCAAUCCCAGGGAACUUAGCCACUUUAGUAUUCUCAACACCACUGGACUGUGUCCUAUUGGACAUGAACGAGAUCAAAACAACACCUGCCACCCAUGUGCCAUUGGGUAUUACUCAGCCAGCCUUCAACAACAAUGUACAAAAUGCAACCAAUCACUGACAACCAGCAGUGUGGCAUCCAGUCAUUGUGUACCCGAGGGCCCGUGCAAGCCACACAUCUGUAACCAUGGUAACUGUAUCGUCGACGAAGUCAACUUCAAAUAUAUCUGUGUAUGCCAAUUCGGAUAUCUUCCCGAUGAUGACUGCAAGACACCAUCCAUCUACCUGGCCUUGAUGGCAGCUCUUGUUUUCACGUCCACUCUAACUAUACUCACCAUUGCUCUCAUUCAGUUCUUGAGGAAGAGGAGAGCCCUCAAUGCCAAGGAACUUGAAUUAGUCAAGACCAACCGUGACCUCUACCGUUCCAAACGAAAACUUAGUCAACUUGAUCAUGGAACAUACAUUGCCUGGUCGGAUAUGAAGAUCAAGAAACAACUCGCUACUGGGAGAUUCAGUAAAGUAUUACUAGCAGAGUUAGGCGAUAUCACUGUUGUGGUUAAACGACUACCAACAUUCGUUGCCACUGCAUCACCCGAUGACGCCUUUAUCCGAGAAGCUGAAGUUCUUCGUACUUUACGUCACCCCAAUAUUGUCAUGUUCUUGGGAGCUGGAAGGGACAAAAGAUCAGGCUGCCCUUUUCUGGUGAUGGAGUAUUUAAGACGAGGCUCACUCUACGAUGUUAUCCAUGGUGAAUCCAAAGUGAUUGAACACAUCGAUCGCCUUCGCUUUUCCCUGGAUGCUGCACGUGGAAUCAAGUACCUGCACAGUACAAGUCCUCCAAGAAUUCAUCGUGAUAUCAAGUCAGCCAACAUGCUGGUCAGUGAUAAAUGGGUGGUGAAAGUAGCUGACAUGGAGACAACACGAUUUCUUGCAAUCCUCCGGGCUAACACUGAUCCAAAGGAGACCUCACCCAGUGCUGCGAACGGAGAAAUGGAUCGUCCUACACGUACUACAUCCUUCACAAGCCAGGAAUCUGAUCUGCUGACAACACCCCUUCUAGCUACCACAGUGCUCAGUGAUGACAGCCCUGGUAUUACUCCCUGCCAGGACAGGCAUAGAGACACAGAGGGUAUGACAUCACGUAUUGGAAUGACGUGUGGAGUAGGCACUGAUCGCUGGAGAUCACCUGAAUCUAUCAAGAAGAAUCUCUACACGGAGAAACACGAUGUUUACAGCUUUGGCGUGGUGAUGUGGGAGCUGAGCACUCGUCAGAUACCCUAUGGACAUCUGCACAACUCAGAUGAUGUACUUGAUGAAAUUGCAGGUGGUAGCAAACUGAUCUUUCCACCCAGCAUCCGCUAUGCAUAUCGUCAUCUUGCUGAACAGUGCAUCAAGACGGAUCUUGAAGAACGACCAUCUAUGCAUCGCGUAGUCCACGAGUUGACCUCACAAUUGGAUUCCUUUUGAAUUGAACCAGCACCAGUACGGAUGUUUGUAGUCCAGGAGUGCACCUCGCAACUAGAUCCCAUUUUGAAUCUCACAAGGUGCAUUGGGUCUUCAACAAGCGUGCACCAUGGCUUUGCGUGUAUCGUGGUGAUGAUCACGCAUCCUGCCAGGACGCACGAACUGUUACUUUAUAAUAGCAAAGCACACAAAAUCACAAUGUGUUAGCCACUUCACCCAACCUUGACUGACAACCGUGUAUGUCUGUUGAAGCGGAGGUAACUCUCACUAUAUGCAUGCUUGGAGAUCAGGUCCAAGUCACGAUAGUGUUGGACUAUUUGCACGCGUCACAUGCCAGCAGCCCCUUCCCCUUUUUUCUCUGGCACGGAAUCAUGGAUUUUUGAAUGUCACUAUCAUUAUCACAGAAAAAGUAGAUGUAAAUGGAAAACCCCUAUCUGCGUAUUUAGUUGUUGUUUUGGCACCUAACAUGUCACGUGAUGUGGCUUUGACUUUGGCAUUAGCCUGAUUAGGUAUACUACGGUAUUCCACUGUUGCAGGUUGCUAUACUUGAAAUUAAUGCAUUGUUCAGUGUUGCAGUUCGCACGUUUUGGCUUCAUGUCUGCCGUUUCUUGUUUGUCACCACCUGUGCUGCUUUUCUCCAUGUUGCGUUCUUGCAGCAUUGUCCUCACGCACGCAACUAGUGUAACUGUAUUGUGCUGAUCCAUGCGUUUUCCUGCAUUCUGAUAGGAGUCGAUUAUCCACACCUGACCGGCAGUGGGGAAAGUGGUCAUACACGUUCUACACAAUCAGUGUCACACUCUCACCCAUUUACCAUUGUGGAAAACUCGCCUUCCACUGGUAGAGUGUGUUACUGCCUACGGGACAGCUGGCGCUUUUCCUGCCGACUUGAUGCUUGACCCACUCACGAUUAUUUCUCACGCCAUUAGUUCUAGUUCUUCCUAAUAUCCGCUUGCAUGCUGACCAACAAGAGUCUUAUUCUUCAGCCAACGUUUACAACAAUAGUGAUCAUGUCACAUUGUGGUCCUUUAAUUUUAAUCCUUGGCUCUCCAUCUGA